Molecule: messenger RNA, 2014 nt
Organism: Chelonia mydas (Green sea turtle)
Lineage: Eukaryota; Metazoa; Chordata; Testudines; Cheloniidae
Gene: RCSD1
Product: RCSD domain containing 1
Exons: 7
Coding region: 180-1379 (399 amino acids)
Biological process (GO): skeletal muscle contraction; retrograde transport, endosome to Golgi; protein localization to endosome
Cellular component (GO): early endosome; WASH complex
Molecular function (GO): actin filament binding; phosphatidylinositol phosphate binding; retromer complex binding
Source: RefSeq, a predicted model, not a curated record
CUAGUGCAGGGCUGCUCACUGGGCUCUGUCAGUUCUCAAGCUGAGCUGGGGCUUGGAUAUUAUAUUAGACGUGCCUCAGCAGUGAGUUCUCACUCUGGCUGGGCAGAAACUUUCCACAGCUAAGGGGGGAAAGGGUGGGGAAGAGCGACUGUCCUGAGGACACCCCUCACUUGCAGGAUAUGGAGGGCAGACCAGCAGAGACCAAUCCAGAGGUGGAGAAGUCAGCAUCCCUAUCUGUGGCUCAGCUGGCAGGAAAGUUCAAGGAGCAAGCAGCCACCAUUUCUGGAAAGGAGGUACCAGGUAAUAAACCAACCCGGAGGAAACCACCAUGCUCCCUUCCCCUACACACCCAAAAGGUGGAGUUCGGCUACAAUGGGGAGCCGAAGCAGUCUCCAAAUGCUUGCCCCCUUCCCAGGGUCAAGGUGAAAAGCUCUCCCCUGAUUGAAAAACUGCAGGCCAAUCUGGCAUUUGCUCCAGCUGCCCUGGUGCCAGGUACAUCUCCAAAAAGCCCAGGUCUGAAAGUCAUACCAUCUCCCUUUAGCACUCCCCCUUCAACUCCCAGUAGCCCCGGCAUCCAGUCCCAUUCCAGUGAAUCGGAUGAGACACCAGUCAGUUUUGAUCAACCACCAGAGGGCACUCACCUGAAGUUUUAUAACAAGGUGCGGACACGGGGAUCACUGAAGCGCAGACCCCCUUCCAGGAAAUUCCGAAAGUCUCAGUCAGACUCCGGAGAUGGUGAAGAUUUAAGGGCGACUGGAUCAUCUCAAGAAAAUGGGGCCAAAGAAGAGGAUGGUGAUGAGGUAUUCGUGCCUAAGAGUCAGAAAGAGGAGUCACAGUCACCUGUGUGUGAAACAGGCAGUAAACUGAUGCAGAAACAGAUAGGAUCCAAUGAAAAGCCACCCUCAGGGAGAAGGUCAAGCAGGACAGAAAACAAAGAGGAGAGAGAAAAAGAAACAGAGGCAGUGAAACCAUGCAAGAGCAGCACAGGAGAUAAGGAGAAGCCGUGCAAGAGCCCUCCAGGGGAGGAAGAGAGGAAGUCGUCCCAGAGCACGCCAGAGGAGAAGACAUGCCCAAGUACCAUGGGAGAUAAUGAUAAGAAGUUGUGCCAGAACACCCCAGAGAAUAAGGAAGGGAGCACUCUGGGGGAAAGGGAGGGUGGCAAUGCCUCUGAACAGGAAAAAAGGAACAAAGAAAAUAAAGAGGUGAAGAAGGAAGAAAACAGUGAGGGCAAAGACACACAGGAAACAUCAGACACCCAGGAAAAGUCCCUGAAGAUGGGGAUGUCGCAGCCGGCAGCAGACACAGGAACUGCCAGUGAGCAUCACAGUGUGCUGCCAAUGCAAGAACCGGGCACAGAGACACAGGAGACUUUAAUGUGAAGAGAAGCCAAACAGUCCAAUGAAGGUGCAGCUACUGGAGGACUCUCCCUUGCAACAGAGCAGCAGAAUAUUAAUAACAUCAAAGAUGUCCACUGCUCUUACCCAUAACAUUCUGUAGCAAUGGGAAGGAGAGACUGGAAUUAAGACUUUUUUUUUUUUUGCUGCAGGGUUCAAAAAGGAUGUACUGGCUGAUUCUUCUUGGGGUAUAUUGAGCAACUUCAUGGCUAUGUCUGGAGACCUGAUGCACAGUAGCGUGGGCAUGACAAACACCACCGUUUCUGGGCCCACUGUUCACCAUUACAGCAGAGUUCCAAAUUUUGUUUGCUCCCCCAUGUUGGACUUUGAUGCAGUUUAUCAGUUUUGGACAUAUAUAAGUUGUGCCUUUUUAAAUAGCUUCCUUUGAAAUAUUUUCAGUUUUCAAAUGUAAGUAAAUGAAGUUUUUAAAAAUAGGGAAAAAUGAUUUUCUCUCUACACAUAUAUAUGCUGUAUGGCAGACAAUGUGAAUCCUAAAUCUGGAGAAGAUCAUUUUUAAAUGGCUUAUACAGCAUCUUUGAUGAAUAUCUACUUGGACUAGUGUUGGGCUGGCAAAUCUGUAUAUGAAACACCUAACAGCUAAAGAUUAUUUUUCUAUAGGA